Molecule: messenger RNA, 1811 nt
Organism: Cynara cardunculus var. scolymus (artichoke)
Lineage: Eukaryota; Viridiplantae; Streptophyta; Magnoliopsida; Asterales; Asteraceae
Product: tetratricopeptide repeat protein 38-like
Exons: 14
Coding region: 216-1625 (469 amino acids)
Molecular function (GO): protein binding
Source: RefSeq, a predicted model, not a curated record
GAUUUGAUCGAGAUAAGAGAUGAUCUUACUUCAUCUUCAAAUACCAACAAGUUCUGCCGCCAGAGUGGAUUGCUAAUUGCUUUGAUUUAAUCUCCAGUUUUUGUUAUCUAAACCCCCCCAAAUUACAACCAACGCCCUCUGAAAUCCGCCAUUGCUAUCCCAUCAUCGAACACCAAGAACACACACUUACACUGAGAGUUUACGACACAAAAACGAUGGGAAAACAAGGAAUAAAGAUGGAAGACAAAUGGGGUUAUGAGGUCAACACCUCUUCCUCUUCUUGCAUCUCUUCAAUUAACUCCUACUAUCACCAGGUACUUAGCUAUGGAAGAAGAAGAGAUGUGAUAAUGGAAGCCAUCGAUCAUGAUCCUAAUUGUGUAUUAGCAAACAUUUUGGCUGCCCAUUUUUGCUGUUCUUCUAACCCUUCUCGAGCUCCUUCCCUUCUUCACGCUGCCAAGUCUAAUCUCGACUCUGCAACUCCUUAUGAAAUAGCAGUUUUAGAAACAAUUGAUUGUUUGAUUUCACCCAAUAGGGAUGAUGAUGUUGCUUUUGAGUUGCACUCCAAGCUAUUGAAUGAUUUCCCUAAAGAUUUGGUGUCUUUGAAGAGAGGUCAAGUUCUCUGUUUUUACAUGGGUCGACCCGAUCUAUCUUUGCAACUCAUUGAACAGGUACUUCUGGCAAAUAAUCAAGAAAAUUUCGUAUAUGGAAUGCUUGCAUUUCCUCUAUUAGAGCUUGGGCGAAUGGAGGAUGCUGAGAAAGCCGCCAAAAAAGGAUUUGAGAUCAACAAGGAAGAUCCGUGGUCGCAACAUGCUUUGUGCCAUGUAUUCCAAUACGAGUGUCGAUUUAAGGAAGCCGUGGAAUUCAUGACAGAAUGCUCGAAAUCUUGGGAUCCUUUAUCAUCGUUCAUGAACACUCACAAUUGGUGGCACGUCGCUCUUUGUUCCUUGGAAGGUAACGCUCCCCUUGAUAAAGUCCGAGAUAUUUAUGACAACCAUAUUUGGAAAGAGUUGGAGAGAAGUGAUGCUACACCUGUGGAGGUAUACUUGAAUGCAGUUGGCUUGUUAUUGCGGGUUCAUGUAAGAGGCAAAAUCCGUUUCUUUGAGGACCAUUUGAAGAUCUUAGCAGGUUAUCUAUCGGAUCGAGCCUUUUGGUAUCUUGAGUGGCACCUUGAUUUGCUGAUAUUAUGGGCUUUAGCGUGUACCGAGAAGUCAUCCGAGGCUCAAGAUUUACUCGAUGGCUUAAAGUCAAAGGUUUCCAAAAUGAAUCCGAAGAAGGGAAAAUUAAUGCAGAAAGGACUAAAGCUUGCAGAAGCUGCAUUCGAGUAUGGGAGAGGUGAUUUCACUCGAGCGUUAGAGUUGCUCGGUCCAGAUUUCGAUGCCGACAACUGUAAGAUGGUUGGUGCGUCUGGUGAACAACUUGAUGUCUUUAAUGAAUUUUGGUUCGUUAUGUUACUCGAUACAGGACGUGCCGACAAGGCAAUUGAAGUGAUCGAGAGGCAGUUAAAGAAGAGAGACGGAACCCCGUUUUUAUGGCGGUUGCUGGAGAGGGCUUAUUCGAUGUUGGGGAAGCAAGAAGCCGAAGCUAUAGGUGCAAAGGCGAAAGCUUUAGAGGGUGCCUACUUCUAGCGAAAGACGGGAUCCCGAAUGGCGGGGAUAAUCGAUAGAUGUACUUGUUGGUACCUUGUGUAACGUAGGUAGUACCAUUACAUUGUACUAUGUGUGCAGUGUUUUACAGAAGUUUGAAUAAGGCAGGCAAAAACGUUGAGAACGUAUGAAUAAAUGAAUCAUAUGUGAAUCAUUAGUUAAAGAAAA